Schistosoma haematobium is the source of this 3232-nucleotide messenger RNA. RefSeq lists its product as uncharacterized. Bases 1 to 3147 code for a protein of 1048 amino acids. NCBI's taxonomy places the organism in Eukaryota, Metazoa, Platyhelminthes, Trematoda, Strigeidida, Schistosomatidae. The record is from RefSeq and is a predicted model, not a curated record. The transcript is spliced from 9 exons. Gene Ontology annotation, molecular function: RNA polymerase II cis-regulatory region sequence-specific DNA binding; DNA-binding transcription factor activity, RNA polymerase II-specific. Gene Ontology annotation, biological process: anatomical structure development; regulation of transcription by RNA polymerase II.
AUGGUGUUUGCUAAUGAUUUACAAGAAAUCUCCAAUCUAAGUUUUGUAUUAUCUAUUACUUGUUACUGUGACAGUUUCACAAAACUUUUUUCCUGUGAAUCAUACUGUCCAAAUUCAUAUCAGAAAAUGAAGAAUAUUGAAAAGUAUUCUGAAAACUGUAGAGAACUACCUACAAGUUCAUCUUAUAUAAACUUGAUUGAAUCAUCUACCAAUACAACCUUACCAUCGUCAUUACUUACUUCAUCAUCAUCACCAUUAUCAUCGUCAUCAUCUCAACAAUUACCUAGUACAUCACAAUCAAUAUUCAAUUUAGAUUAUACUUCAACAGCUUAUAAAGAAUGGUUACAAAUUAUGAAACAUUUACAUCAUAUUGAUCAUUUAAAACAAAUUAAUGAUAAUAAAAAUAAUAUUCAAAUGGACUUACAAUCUUCAUGUUCACCAUUCACAUCUUUCAAUAAAACUAUCAGUGAUUUAACAAGAAGUAAAAACAUUGAACUAUUGAACAAUAAAUAUGACCCAUUGGAUUCAAAUAACUUAAUAUCACAAUAUUAUUACUAUUAUUAUUACAAUUAUUAUUACGGUUUACAAAAAUCGCAUAAAUUUCUUCAGUCACGACAACAUCAACCUGAUGAUCAUAAUUAUAACACUAAUGAUGAAGUAUAUAAGUCUGAUGGAACUACUGAGACAUUAUGUGUAGAUAAACAAGACAAUUCAUUGAAACAUUUAACGCCACCAUGUUGUUCAACUUCACCACCAAUUUUAACAGAAUCUAUUGUUAAAAAUUCACAUUUAUUUUCUUCAAAAUAUCCACCAAUUUUAUUUGAAGGUCAAGGACGAGUAAAUCAGUUAGGCGGUAUGUUUAUUAAUGGUAGACCAUUACCAUAUGAGACACGUUUGAAAAUUGUUGAAUUAUCUAAUAAUGGUAUACGUCCAUGUGAUAUAUCACGUCAAUUAAAAGUAUCACAUGGCUGUGUCAGUAAGAUUUUACAACGUUAUAGUGAAACAGGCAGUGUAAGUCCAGGUGCAACUGGUGGAGCUAGAAAGUCUAGAAAUAAUAAUCAAAAUCAUCCUCAUCAUCAUCACCAAUCGCGCGAUCAACAUCUUCGACAUACUACUACUACCACUACUACAUCAACAUCAUUAAUUAAUGAUAGUAAUAAUCGUCGUUCACGACACUCAAAUCAAACUCAUAUUAAAUUAAAUCGUUCAAACAGUAAACAAAAUAAUAAAUCGACAAUUUUAUUUAAAAAAAGAAUGAACAAAUCAAAAAAGGGACUGUUUUCAACAAAUUUUAAUUCAAUCCAUUAUGUAAAUCAAUUGUCAACAAGAUCAUAUAAUUAUUCAACUGGUAGAAAGAAAUUACAAGGUCUAACUUCAAUGAAUAAAACAUUGUCACAUCAAUUCGAAAUGAGUGGACAGUUAGAACGACAACAACAACAACAAGAGGCUAUCGAUUUAUCAAUGCAUAACAGAUCACAAUGUAUUCAAUCAGAGACUACUACACCUUCAUCAAUAACAUACGAACCAAUAACUUCUCAUUCAAUAUCAUGUAAUUCUUCAAUGUUUCAUAUGAUAAACAAAUUAACUACUGAUAAGACUAUAUCUACUACUAAUACUAUUGAUACUACUAUCAGCACCAAUACUAUUACAAACGUAAACAUUAAUCCACAAAAAUAUUUGAAACAUUUGAAUACAGAUUUAUCAUUGAAAGAAAUUGGACUAGAUUUAUCUACUUCAGUAAAUGAUAGAAUACCAAAUUAUCUGAAAUUCUCAACUGAGGACAAAACGACGCAUCCUACUGACUUAAUGAUGUGUAGUAAACAAACUAACGCCAAAGAUUAUUCUUAUCAAUCAUCUACAGACCGUAAUUUAACAAAUCCAUCUAUUGUAAGCAGUACUGUUCAAUGUAAAGAAUCAAUAGAUCAGUUAAAAAACUCUAAUUUACAUUUACAUUCACAAUCAACAACUCAAAGUCAACAAGAUAAUGAUUUAAUUGAACAUUGUACAGAUAUUAUUCAAGCUAAUGAUCAAAACAUUCGUUGUAAAACUAUGGAAGAGAUAAAUAUACAGAGAAAUUGUAUACAACAAACAAGUCCAAUAACUUUUAAUGAUCGUUAUGUUUGUUCGCCUGGAUCACCGUUAUCAAAUGAAGAUAUAUUGAAUGAUUCCAAUGUGGUUAAUUUUAUGGGAAGACGAAAUAGAACAACAUUUUCUGAGAAACAAGUGGAAUUCCUCGAAUCCGCCUUUAAACAUACACAUUAUCCUGACUUGCAACUACGUGAAACACUUGCCUAUCAGACUAAUUUACCUGAAUGCAAAAUUCAAGUAUGGUUUAGUAAUCGGAGAGCUCGUUGGCGUAAACAAAUCAAUUUUACUUGUCAAAAUACUUUGGAAUUAGUGAAUUCACCAUGGCAUACUUUUAAUAAACAACCAAAAUGUGAAGUAUUCACAUCAAACAAUGAUGAAAUACAACAACAAGCUAUACCUCUAUCUUCAAUAAGUAAUAAACAUUAUAUUAAUGAGAUGAUAUAUCCAUAUGCAAAAACAUCACAUGAUCCAUUGAAUAAUGAACACUUAAAGAAUACUGGAUGGAAUUUAGAAAAAGUAAUCACAACAACAAGAACACAUAAAGUUACAAAUUGUGAAAAACUACAAUCUUCUCCAUGUUCAGAGAAUAAAAUACUCAAUGAUUAUUGUAAUGUAUUAUUAAAACUUUAUCAAACUAAACAAUUAACAUCAAAUGAAUUAAAACAUUGUUCAAAUAAUUUAUUAGAUCCUAUUCAAUGGAAUUAUUCAAUUAAAUCAAAUGAUUAUCAAACAAGUUAUUUAUCACCUUCAAAAGAAACUCAACAAUUAUUUCAUACAUUUGAAGAGAAUUCUAAAUGUUCAUUGAAAUCAGGAUUCGCUACACAGAGCAAAUCUAUGGAUUAUAGUAAAACAACUCCGAAUAAACCAUCAAGUUCAACUAUGACUGAAAAUAAAUAUACAAUUCAAAAACAAAUAGAUGAAUUAAAUAAUAAUAAUAAUUUAGAAAUAUCAUGCCAUUUAUCAUCAUCUAAAUUGUAUCCAUUAAAAAUAGAUCAUAAUUCUGAUAUCAAUGAAUCUAUUGAACCAGAUUCUACAAUGGAUAAUCAAAAAUCACCUUAAAUUCAAAUCAUUUAAUUUACUAUUAUGAAUUAAAACAACAUUUAUUUCAUUGUACAGUAUACCAAAACAAUAAAAUGAAUAGUUC